Chaetomium globosum CBS 148.51 is the source of this 246-nucleotide messenger RNA. RefSeq lists its product as uncharacterized. The coding region runs from base 1 to 246 and encodes 81 amino acids. NCBI's taxonomy places the organism in Eukaryota, Fungi, Ascomycota, Sordariomycetes, Sordariales, Chaetomiaceae. The transcript is spliced from 3 exons. The record is from RefSeq and is a predicted model, not a curated record.
AUGGUUCCAAAUGAUGCUCCCCGUGGUGGUUCUCCCAUUGAGAGUGGGCAGGAGACAGGGCCCCAACUCCAAGUGCGCACACUGCCAUGGCCAUUCUCUCGAGAUUGUCUCAGAGUGGCGCCAGAUCGCCGAUCGUGGCCGCCGCUUAAAGCUGUGCAUACACAGUACUCCCAUAAGACGAACCGCCUCAGAUGGCAAGCCAAUGCCGAUGGCCUCUCGGAAAUCUUGGGUGACGACAGCCCGUGA